Syngnathus typhle (broad-nosed pipefish) is the source of this 801-nucleotide messenger RNA. RefSeq names its product troponin I type 1a (skeletal, slow) (gene tnni1a). Bases 109 to 621 code for a protein of 170 amino acids. The transcript has 5 exons. Gene Ontology annotation, cellular component: troponin complex. The record is from RefSeq and is a predicted model, not a curated record. Gene Ontology annotation, biological process: muscle contraction. NCBI's taxonomy places the organism in Eukaryota, Metazoa, Chordata, Actinopteri, Syngnathiformes, Syngnathidae.
GUCAGAGGUAAGAUCAAACUUUCAGGAACAUAAACAAGAGUGGUAGAGUUGUUACAUCAUGUGUUCUUCAUCCAGAGGAAACCAAAAAUUUCCGCUUCACGGAAGCUAAUGCUCAAGAGUCUGAUGGUAGCAAAGGCCAAGGAGGAACUAGAGCAUGAAAUCCAUGAGAAAGAACGGGAGAAACAUAAAUACCUGGCCGAAAGAGCUCCGUCCCACAACCUCAGUCAUAUGAGUGUUGCGCAAUUGCAGGAUCUGUGCAGACAGCUCCAUGACAAAAUUGACCUGGUAGAUGAAGAGCGAUAUGAUAUUGAAGCCAAAGUGUCGCUCAACACACGAGAGAUUCAAGAUCUGAGCAUCAAGGUGUUGGACCUGAGGGGCAAAUUCAAGAAGCCCGCUCUACGGCGCGUUCGCGUGUCUGCUGACGCCAUCCUGCGCUCCUUGCUGGGCUCCAAACACAAAGUCUCCAUGGACCUCCGAGCCAACCUCAAGUCCGUCAAGAAAGAAGACACGGAGAAGAAGCGGCCUGUAGAGGACAGCGACUGGAGGAAAAAUGUGGAGGCAAUGUCAGGCAUGGAGGGACGAAAGAAGAUGUUUGACGCUGCCAAGGGUUCUGCGCAGUGAACCCACAACGGCGGCCUGUGGCAGCUUUCUCUCAACGCAUUUCGCUAAGCGCUCCGAUUGAUUGGCUCAGAUUUCAUGAGCUGACUGUCGUUAGGAUUAUUUUCAUUUGCUUUGUAUUCAAAAACAGUGGAGUGAGAAACUGUAACAUAAGUUGCAUCCUAAUAAAAUCAAUCAGAGUUC